AUGGUCCUGAACAGAGCUCUGAUUCUGGGGGCCCUCACCCUGACCACCAUGAUGAGCCCCUGUGGAGGUGAAGACAUUGAGGCUGACCACGUUGCCUCCUAUGGCACAACUGUCUACCAGUCUUAUGGUCCCUCUGGCCAGUACACCCAUGAAUUUGAUGGAGAUGAGCUGUUUUAUGUGGACCUGGAGAAGAAGGAGACUGUCUGGCGGCUGCCUGUGUUUAGCAAAUUCACAAGUUUUGACCCACAGGGUGCCCUGAGAAACAUAGCUGUGGGGAAGCAUAACUUGGAUAUCUUGACUAAACGCUCCAACUUUACCCGUGUUCCCAAUGAGGUUCCUGAGGUGACUGUGUUUUCUAAGUUCCCUGUGUUGCUGCAUCAACCCAACACCCUCCUCUGUCUUGUGGACAACAUCUAUCCUCCUGUGAUCAAUAUCACAUGGUUGAGGAACGGACACUCAGUCACAGAGGGUGUUUCUGAGAUCAGCUUCCUCCCGAAGAAUGAUUUUUCCUUCCUCAAGAUCAGUUAUCUCACCUUCCUCCCUUCUGAUGACGAUGUUUAUGACUGCAGAGUGGAGCACUGGGGCCUGGAUAAGCCACUGCUGAAACACUGGGAGCCUGAGAUUCCAACCCCUAUGUCAGAGCUGACAGAGACUGUGGUCUGUGCCCUGGGGUUGACUGUGGGCCUCAUAGGCAUCGUGGUGGGCACUGUCUUCAUCAUCCAAGGCCUGCGCUCAGGUGGUCCCUCCAGACACCAAGGGCCCUUGUGA
Mesoplodon densirostris (Blainville's beaked whale) is the source of this 768-nucleotide messenger RNA. Its product is annotated as HLA class II histocompatibility antigen, DQ alpha 2 chain. Gene Ontology annotation, biological process: positive regulation of T cell activation; immune response; antigen processing and presentation of exogenous peptide antigen via MHC class II. Gene Ontology annotation, molecular function: MHC class II protein complex binding. Lineage: Eukaryota; Metazoa; Chordata; Mammalia; Artiodactyla; Ziphiidae. The transcript has 4 exons. Gene Ontology annotation, cellular component: membrane; MHC class II protein complex. The coding region runs from base 1 to 768 and encodes 255 amino acids. The record is from RefSeq and is a predicted model, not a curated record.